Molecule: messenger RNA, 7848 nt
Organism: Pyrgilauda ruficollis (rufous-necked snowfinch)
Lineage: Eukaryota; Metazoa; Chordata; Aves; Passeriformes; Passeridae
Gene: VGLL2
Product: vestigial like family member 2
Exons: 6
Coding region: 752-1582 (276 amino acids)
Biological process (GO): regulation of transcription by RNA polymerase II
Cellular component (GO): nucleus
Source: RefSeq, a predicted model, not a curated record
CGGGGAUCUGCUGGCGCCGGGGCGCGCACGGUCCCGCGUGGGUCAGGCUCGGCUCCCCCGGCUGCACCUGCUGCACACCGCUUUCCUUUUAACCCCGCUGCGUGCCCAUUUUUUUCCUCGCCCUUACCCCUUCCAGAAAUUAAUUCCUUCAUCCCUCAGCAUAACUAAAAAAGGGAUGGAUACAGAGAACGACGCUCCGGGCCCGAGGCGGGCGCAGCCCCCGCCGUGCCGCGGGCCGGGGCCAGUGGCGUGGCGGUCCCUGUGUCCCCUCCAGCGCCCGGCAGCGGGGCCCAGGACCCGUCACAAACAGCAGAUAAUGUCUUUCCCCGCCUUGCCUUCCCUCCCACCACCCUCUCAACCCUCAGCUUAUGACAUUAUUAAGGGGGAUGAUCAUUACCUCAAUGGCCGAACAGGGAGCCAAGAGGAAAGGCGGUCGUCGCGACGAGUGACAUUAUCAAAUAUACCUCGUGUCUUGGUCCAAGACUCUGCCCCGUCCUCUCGGUUCUUCCCCCGCCGGCCGCCCCAAGGCUCUACUGGCGGCGGCCAAGCCCGGGCUCCGCGUCCCAGCGCUAUUGCUAAGAAACUCUCAGCAGCUGCAGACAGGCUAACGCGCCUAUGAAGACGGGAAACAUCCGGCAAACUUCACAACGCCCGCUGUUUUCCCACUCGGUGGAAUACAGUAAAAGGAGAUGAAUCUUGUAGUAAAUACCUGGAGCUUCUUGAUGUCCAGAAACUCGCCCUUUACUCCAAAAUGCAGGAAGCCCCGGAGAGCGGCAGCAGCGCCAGCGCCGGCAGCUCCUUCUCCAGCCACGCCGCGGCCAGCAUCAAGGAGGAGGACUGCAGCCCCGAGAAGGAGCGACCCCCCGAGGCCGAGUACAUCAGCUCCCGCUGUGUCCUCUUCACCUACUUCCAGGGGGACAUCAGCGCCGUGGUGGAUGAGCACUUCAGCCGGGCGCUCAGCCAGCCCAGCAGCUUCUCCCUCGGCAGCGCGAAGGCGGCGCGGAACGCGGGCUCCUGGCGCGAUGGAUCCUUCCCAAUGAGCCAGCGCAUCUUCCCGCCGUCCUUCUGGAACAGCACGUACCAGCCCUCCUCGGUCCCGGCCAGCCUGAGCAGCCCCCUGGCAGCUGCUGCCCACAGCGAGCUGCCCUUCGCCGCUGCCACCGACCCCUACGCGCCCGCCUCUCUGCACGGCCACCUGCACCAGGGCGGCCCCGAGCCCUGGCACCACGCGCACCACCACCACCACCACCACCACCACCACCCUUACAUUGGGACACAGGGCACUGCCUACCCCCGCCCCACCGCCAUGCACGAGGUCUACGGGCCCCACUUUGACCCCCGCUACGGCUCGCUCCUGGUGCCCACAGCCUCCGUCCGCCCCCACCGCCUCACCCCCGCCUCCGUAUCCACACCAGUCAGCCCCCCCUGUGAACUGGGCAAGAGUGAAGCGGGUGCUGCUGCGGCCUGGACGACACCGGGCCCCUUCCCCAGUCCAACAGGAGACAUGGCACAGAGCAUUGGCCUCAAUGUGGACACAGGUUUGCAACCUCAGGAUAAAAGCAAGGAUCUGUACUGGUUUUAGAGCUGUCCUUCACUCUUCUUCCCCUGGCUCUCCCCUGUAGCUCUCUACCCGUUAGACAUGGUGGCAUUCAGAGCUGAAAUCGGGUCAGUUUGUAACAGCUUCUGAUCUUGGUUUGCAGCUCGCCGUUACUCCUUCUGUGGUGGAUCCCUUCUGAGCUGAUGUGCUGACUCAAAGACUCUCAGAUCCCCCCUUGCCCUUUUCCAAGCCCACCGUGGCCCUGCUGCUCGGGGGAAGACAACGGGAUUUAAAAGGACCUGGCACUGCAAGGGUGGUACUUUAGACUAUUUCGGAGACGAAAGUCGUUCUGUUGCAAGAGGAGAGCCAAAGACAUUGAACUUCUAUUUAAGCAGACCCCACACCCAGACCUGCAGCCAGACUACUCUGAAAGAGUCAAAUCAUAUCAUGGAUGGCGAUGCAAAACCACUGGCCUUCAUACAGGCAACAGAGGAAAUUGUGGGGUUUUUUUAGUGGUGUGAAUAUUUUUUUAUGGCAGUGAAAGUUUUCUUGAGUGCAACCAUGUGGAAGCUACUCAGCAGUUUUUAACUGGAUUUUUAUUUUGCAUUAUAGAAAAGUAAAAGGAGAAGAAACUGGAACUCAUGAACAUUUUCAGACUAUCAAGGAACUGGUCAGAUUUUUCAGCUUUGUGGUUGUGAGUGGCAAGUGUCUGACUGGGGCCACCUGCCCUGGACUUACAGAUAUGCAGCUGUUCCCCUCACAACUGCUUAAAUCCCAGAAAGACGAAAAUCAAGGUGGCACUUCUCAGAGUUUGGCACAUUGCAUUGGCUGUAUAACAGUUGUUUGGUUGGGGGUGGGGUUGUUUGUUUGGUUUUGGUUGGUUUUGUUGGGGUUUUUUUUUUUUUUUUUUUUUUUUUUUUUUUUUUUUUCUUUUUACAAUAAACUUUUUCUGGUGACAGUUAAACCCUCUUAAAGCAGGGGGAGAAAGGAAUCUGAUGAAGAAUGGCUCACCUCCAACCCAACAGCCUUUAAAGGGAACACCAGAACAAAAAGCAUGUGAUGGACAUUAGUUCUGAGUUGCCUCUAACACUUCCCUUUGUCUACUUGUUUCUGUCAUUUUGCCACUUUAGUAGCUCUUUUGUUUGGGGUUUUUUGAAAGGGGGAAAUAGAUAUUUAACAGUAGCAAAGCUGUAUUAAAGGUAUCUCCUUCUUUCACCCUGUGUACUUUAAUGAAGAAUUAAAGCUAAAUAAGAGAAAUGAGGCAAACUGGAGACUUCAGGAUGAAGCAGAGAACAUAUAUCUCAUGUGGAUGAAGUGAGUUAUUUUAUUAUUUUGCAUGAAAGAUAGAUAGAAAUCCAGUUGAAAACAGCUGAAAAUAUUUUCUUGGUGAGUAAAAUACACAGUGAUAAAUACAAAAGAAAAGAAAAUAUGAGAUAUGAGACCAUUUUAGAGUAUGGUGUGGCUGUAAGAUUUGUUAAAGUAAGGGAGCUGCUUCACAUUUCUUUGGCUAAAAGAGGGGACUCAAUAGCGUAUAGAGCUGCUAUUGAGGUGGUAAAUUAAAAUGUUACUACCAGGUGAUGAAUAAUGAAUGAAACAGGGUAGAAAUGGCACUUACUCUAUACUUAAAAGCUGACUUUUUUACAGACAAAACAUCUGAUCCUAAUACUAUUGUGCUUUUGGUUUUUUUCUCUUUGUUUUUUUUUUUUCCUUUUUGUAAUGUCUUUGAAGCUGACAAAUUUUAAAAUGUAUAGUAGGAAAUUCCUAACAUUGCCCCCUGACACUGAGAGAAGCAGUAGAAAAUGAACUUUCGUGCUGCGACCAGAGAUUUUACCUUCCAACCUCUCACAAAAUUUGGCAUAAUGCUCACUGUUUGUCAGGAGUGGAGUUAUGAAUAACACAAGCUUGCUUCUCCUAGGUUUGGUGAUAACUCAGUAUCUGGGAAAGAAUGGGAAUCCUAACAGAAAGAUUUUGACAAAGCAGUGCAAGUACACACUGUGAGAAGCUGACCAGGAGCUCCUCCAGCCAGAGGUUAGCAAAUGGCAGGGGGGACUUGCAGUGAUUUCCUCAGCCAGACAAACUCAUGGGCAUUUUUCUCACAGCCUCCAAAUAGCCAGAGCCCAGGCAAGCUGUGAAGAGCAAGGGAGUGACCCCAGAAUUUACAUUAUUUGUUAAACCAAAAGCCUUACAAGGUGUUUAUCAAGGAAGAAGGCACCAGCUUUUUGCAGCAGAAAAGUAAUUAAAAACAGUUUGACUGCAGAAGCUUAAAGUUAGCAGGGUCAUUUUGUGAGCAUUUUCCUGAGGGCUUUUCCAGGCUGUUUUUUAAGAUUUUUUUUUUUUAAAGAUAAAUCUGAGUCUAAGAUUGGCUGUGCUUCACCACAAUUAUUUAUUUUUUCUUUCUUUUUUUCUCCCCUCUUCUCUGUAAUUCUUAACAAGUAGGGCUGAGUGACAGAGCCCAAAUACAUUUGGAAAUAUUAAUGUAAACAUUAAUGAGUCAUUUGCUACAUUGGCAUUUACAAUUAAUUUUGACUGUGAAUAUAUUCAAGCACGAGAAUUAGUGCAAUGAAUCCAUGAAUAUUGGUUUUGGAAUUUGUUCUGUGGGCACAUUUUUUACUGCUUUAUCAUGAAAACAUCUAAACACAAAAGCCAAGACAGUGGCUCAAGGUGCUAAAAAUACAAACAACUUUUUUAAAAUGGUCCUUCUCUGGGUGGACUGCAACCUGAAAGCACACACGCCCUGUUUUGGCUAAUCCUCGCAGUUUUGCUCACUCUGUGUUAUUCUGACUCCUGAAGGAUCACCAAACUUUAAGGCCUGGGCAUUAGUCUUUGCAGGACUGGGGCCACAGCUCCUAAUGCAGUAACAGUGCACGUGACCUCCGUGCCAUUUCUCAAGUCUGUUUUAUUCCUCUUUGCAUCAUAGGUCAUUACUCCCUUAGUCAUGAAUGCUUGUAGAAAAUCUGGAAUUACAAAAGAAGCCCUUCUUAGAUGUUACGUAAAUAUUACCUGUCACAUGCUUGUCACACACUGAAGGGGAUGUGAGUCCCCAUCUCUGCAGCCUGGACAGCAGUUCCUCCUGCUGUCCCUUUCUGAAUGUCAUGCACCACACCGUGCUCUCUAGCUGCCCACCUGACAAACAGACCAGCCCAGCUGGGACGGACAAACAGACACAAACAGCUUCAGACCCAUUCGUGCAGAGUCCAGCGAAGGAGGCAGAGGGACAGCAUCUGCUGCAGAGCAUGGCAGUGCUGGACAUAGCAAGGGUAUUUGCUGCUGCCCAAUAGCAAGAGUGUCCUCUCCACAAGGAGUUUCUAAAAUGAGUUCUGGAUGUAUUCACCACAGAAAUGUGAGGACUAGAAGCACCACCAGCACCCUGGGAAGCCAUAAGUCAGUUCAGAGAAUUCUGAAUAACCUUUGGAAGGCCCUCCCAAAAAAUGUUAAGAAAUUGAAGGAAGAUAGAGAGAAACUGGAGUGGAGAGGCAGGUCACCUGGUGAGAGCAAGCAUUUCUUGGCUGGAGGCUCCUGGCUGGAGUUUCAUUACACACAAAGGCCAAUGACCGUGUAGCAUUUUUGGAAAAUAUUGUUGAGAACAAUCCAUCAUGGAACAGACUUUUGGACUAUUUGUUUUGGUUGUCAUCUUUCUACUACUACUACUGUGAACACAAGAAAUACUUUACUUAGUCCCAGCUAGAAAUGAAUACAAAUUUUAAAAAUCACUAACUUAUUAUACAAUGUGUUACAAUUUACAGUCUGAGACAUAUUCCAUGCCCCAAACUGUUUUUGACAGGGUCAUAGUGGAGCACACAUUUUAGUCUGGAAACUCAAGUAGAACCUGAAUGGCCUUUUUUUGCUUAAAUCAAUCUCACUUCUGGAGUCCACGUCUUACUGAAUUCCACCACAUGAGAUUUACAUGGCAGGCAGAAAAAGGCAGAAAAUUAAUUCAAGGCUGGAGAGCUAUAGAAAAUUGACAUGCAUGUGUCCUUGAUCAGAAAAUCCAGCAACAAUAAGACAUCACGAGGAAUCUAGAGCUUCAAUCAAGUAAACAGCAUAACAUUUUAAUGGGCUUAUUAAGACUGUGCUUGGGCAAAGAGGGAGACAACCUACAGGUGAAUUAUAAAUAUACAGGAAAAUAAGUAUGGCAUUUUACAUGUAAAGGGCUUGUCAAUUGUUUAGUCUUUUAAAAUACAUUUAAAUGGAAGGAUGAUAUGCAGAUGAAUAAAAUUCAAGCUACCCUGUUUCCUGAAGGGUAUUUCCUAUAUGAGAAUCACCAAAUGAACCUGAGGAGAAGUUAAGAAGGACUUUUGAGAACUGAAGCAUGAAAACAUUGAAUGGGAGCAUGAAAACAGUUGCUCUGUCUUCUCCUCCCAAUGCAGAUCCAGCAAUGGGUCUGUGGCAACUGACCAGCUGCAGCUGGGCAGAACCUAUGGAAAGGGGAGAAUGAGAGGAAACCAGAAGAGGGAACAUGACAGCUGGUGGGGAAAGGUCCAAGGCUCAGGAAGAGAGUGUGCCAAGUAGAAGUUCUGACAGCCAAAGCUCUGCCUACUCUGAAUUGCCCUGCUUACCACAGUGGGCCAGAUUUUACCAACCAAGGAGUUAUAAGCAGGGUUUAAUGGAGUCUGAUUUUAAAAGUGACUGCUGUGAACAGAUUCUCUGACUGAAAUUACGUUACGGAGUACAGAGCUAUUAUUAAAACCACCCUUAAAGUCCAUGACCAUAUACGACCAUAUUUUCUGCACUAAACUGAUUUUUUUCAAAUUUUUGUCCUUCAAACUGACACUUUUAUGGAAGCCUCAAUCCAUGUUUUCCUUUGCAACUUAGUAAUUUCUAAGAAUGCAUCUUUUGCUCCUGGCAAAUAAACAAAACAAUGGUCUUUUUUCUAGGACCUCUGCUGUGUGGCAGAACCUGAAAUUUUGGCAAAAUAAUGUUUCUUACAUUAAGAAUGUGUAUUUGUCAUCCCAGUGAAAGUAAUUAUUAGCUUAGAUUGAGCAAGUUAACGGCUGGAGAAAGAUCAGGCUUAUCUGACACAUGCUAAGCAGAGACUUGCUCUGAAACUGAAACUCAUUCAUGUUACAUCUGUGCCAGGUCUAUUCCACCACAAACACAGUAACCAAUCUUCCAGCCCCUUUCCCCAGUUCCAAGCAGCAGAAAGGUAGGUUUCUCCAGAAAUUUCAGCCCUGCUAAAGAUUUUGACAGAUAUUGAUGUAAUGCCACAAGAACUUCUUAACUCUGUUAGUUUUCAUGUCUCUGUUGCCUGUGGAGUUAGGGAGCACAGAGAUGUCUAAGUGAGGAAACCAAAGUAGCUCAGGAGUGGGUGCAAGCAAUGGAAUCAGUACAGCCCUGUGUCCAGUGGAUGCUGUGCUCCUCUAGCCAUCUGAAAAUGAAACAUCUGGUCUGAGAUACUAUAACUGAAAUGUUGUAUUUCGGACACUAUCCUGAGUAAUGUGUUUGGGGGGACCCUGCUUGAGCAGGGAUGUUGGAGCAGGGAUGUCACUUCCAGUGGUCCCUUCCAGUCUCACCCACCCUGUGAUUCUUUGUGAACCAAAUUAAAUAUGGCAAGUCACCUGGAUGCCAGCCACCAUCAGUGAAGAGUAAGGCAAAAGGUGACCCCUUUCCUGCUGUGAUACAUGCCCAAAAAACAGGAGCUGUCACUUUCUGCUUCUGACUGCAGAGCUACAUAGAAGAGUAUCCUAGAUGAGGCUCCUAGCCUGUAGACAGCUGCAUUUAGGUGAGAUAAAGUCCAUCCAAAAUGUAAGACCUAUUAGCUUGGGCAUAGUGCCUAAUUAAUUGGCUGUAGUCCUUUCCUGAGCUAAUGCCAGGCUUACAUUUGUGCCAGACUGAGUAUCUCUUUCCUGAAUGUCAUUAUUGAGAGCUAAGAUACCCUUAAAGAAACUAAAGAAUUACACUAUAUGCAAAUUGUUUUUCAUUAUUGCAUAAGAGUGCAAAAUAAGCUGCUAAAAAACAUGAAAUGAUAGAUUAUCUGUGCUAGACUCUUCAUGUCUUUAUACAAUUUUUAGUCUUGCAAUGUAAACAUGCCAUGAACAGACUGGAUUUGACAUAAAGAGAAAUCACAAUGGAAAUAAACUGACAUUUGUAAAGCUUCACCAAAUGAUAAAGAUUAACAAAAUAUCAAAUUAAGUGACAAUUGAACAAUGCCAGUGAAUUGAAUAUAGAUAGUAUCCUGAAGAAAAAUGUCUAUGUGGUUGUGUAAUUCCUGGGAUGGAUCAGAAAGUUUUCAGGAAAACAUGAAGUACUGAAGUAUCAAAACUGUUUGUGAAUCAGGGUCAGUUCCUAGUUCAGUAAUAAUUUGUGAAGGAAAA